AUGCUAAGUCUCUUUGCAUCACACGCACAGAGUCGAGCCAACUUCUAUGUCAUGGCGACUCUUAACCUUUUAGAUGGCAACCAGAACUUUGUCAAUCAAGGACAGUUCGAAGGUUAUCUUAACAGGCUCCGCGAUGCCGGUGUUGAUGGCAUCAUGAUUGAUGUCUGGUGGGGCAGAACAGAGAGAUCCGAGGGCAACUAUGUCUGGUCCGGCUACCAGCGCGCUUUCGAUCUCAUCAAAUCACGCAACAUGAAGAUUAUUCCAGUUUUCUCAUUCCACCAGUGUGGAGGCAAUGUUGGUGAUGACUGCGCCAUUUAUCUUCCAGAUUUCAUCAGGAACUCUAACAAGAACCCAUUCUUCUACGACCAGGAUGGCAAAGUUGACCAAGAGUACAUCUCCAUUGCAUACGAUGACAUCGCAGUUACACCAGCUGGAAGAACACCACUCCAGUGCUACAAAGAUUGGAUGAACAGUUUCAAGCAGACAUUCAACAACUACCUCAAUGAUGGCUCAAUUGUCGAACUUGAGAUCGGUCUUGGUGCAUGUGGCGAACUUCGUUAUCCAUCAUACCAAGCAUGGAAAGGCUGGUCUUAUCCAGGCUGUGGUGAAUUCCAGUCAUAUGAUUCUGAGUUUACAAAGCAAUUACAACAAGAUGCAGUUGCUGCUGGCCAUUCUGACUGGGGUCAUCACCCAUAUAAUGUUGGUGACUGGAACACACAACCAGGAGGCUCCGAAUUUUGGCGCGAUGGCACAUCCAACGGCUGGUCAUCCGCAUACGGCAGAUGGUACAUCAGCUGGUAUGCUUCAAAGCUCAAUACUCACGGCGACAAAGUUCUCCAGAUUGCACGUGAAAUCUUCCCAACAACACACCUUUCUGCAAAGAUUUCUGGCAUCCAUUGGUGGUACAUGACAUCAUGCCACUGCGCAGAAGCCACAGCAGGAUUCAACAACUUCUAUGAUUAUGAUGGUUACAGAGACAUGAUGGCAAUCUUCAAGAAGCACAAUGUUGAUGUCUGCUUCACAUGCCUUGAGAUGACAGCUGGUGGUAAUAGUUCUAAUCCACCAUACCUUGUUGGCCAGAUCUUGAACGAUGCUAAGUGGGCAGGUCUCAACUUUGAAGGUGAGAACGCUCUUGCAGUCUAUGAUUGGGGUUCAUAUCAGAGGUGCAUUGACUGGAAGAACAAAGGCCUCAAGACAUUCACAUACCUCAGAAUGUGCGACACUCUUGUCUAUAACAACGACAACUAUAACACAUUCAAAGGCUUUGUCCAGCAGAUGCACAACUGA
Trichomonas vaginalis G3 is the source of this 1287-nucleotide messenger RNA. Its product is annotated as glycosyl hydrolase. Lineage: Eukaryota; Parabasalia; Trichomonadida; Trichomonadidae. The record is from RefSeq and is a predicted model, not a curated record. Gene Ontology annotation, molecular function: beta-amylase activity. Gene Ontology annotation, biological process: polysaccharide catabolic process. The coding region runs from base 1 to 1287 and encodes 428 amino acids. The transcript has a single exon.